This is a messenger RNA of Anopheles maculipalpis, 1265 nucleotides long. Its product is annotated as short/branched chain specific acyl-CoA dehydrogenase, mitochondrial. The transcript has a single exon. The coding region runs from base 9 to 1262 and encodes 417 amino acids. The record is from RefSeq and is a predicted model, not a curated record. Gene Ontology annotation, cellular component: mitochondrion. NCBI's taxonomy places the organism in Eukaryota, Metazoa, Arthropoda, Insecta, Diptera, Culicidae. Gene Ontology annotation, molecular function: acyl-CoA dehydrogenase activity; flavin adenine dinucleotide binding.
CCCCCAAGAUGCUGCAAAACGUUCUCCGCCAGGUGGUCCGCUCGGUAGGCUCGAUCGGUGCUCCACGCACGUUCGCCAGCUCGUCGUUCGGCACGGCUACCGGUGCCACCUCGCCCCUAACCUACCUUAGCGAGGACGAGCUGGUGAUGAAGGAAACGGUGGCCAAACUGGCCCAGGAACAGAUCGCCCCGCUGGUGAAGAAGAUGGACGAGGAGCAUCAGUUUGAUCCGUCCGUGGUGCGCGCCCUCUUCGACAAUGGGCUGAUGGGGAUUGAGGUAAGCGACGAGUAUGGGGGCAGUGCGUGCAACUUCAUGACCACGAUGCUGGUGGUGGAGGAACUGUCCAAGGUGUGUCCGGCGACGGCCGCGUUCGUUGACAUCCACAACACGCUGGUUAACUCGCUGAUGAUCAAACUCGGGACGGCGGAGCAGAAGAGCAAGUAUCUGCCGAAGCUGAGCCAAGAGUACAGUGGGAGCUUUGCGCUAUCGGAACCAUCGGCCGGAUCGGAUGCAUUCUCGCUGAAAACUACUGCCAAGAAGGAUGGCAACCACUACGUCCUGAACGGUACCAAGAUGUGGAUAUCCAACUCGGAUCUGUCCGGUGUGUUCCUGAUUAUGGCGAAUGCGAAUCCCUCCGCUGGCUACCGUGGCAUUACGACAUUCAUCGUAGAGCGCGAGUACGAAGGUUUCACCGUUGGCAAGCGAGAAAGCAAACUGGGCAUCUGUGCGUCCGGUACCUGCACCCUGCAUCUGGACAAUGUGCGCGUCCCGGAGGAGAACAUCCUCGGUGAGUUCGGUAAGGGUUACCAGUAUGCGGCCGGUUUUCUCAACGAAGGACGCAUCGGUAUCGGGGCGCAGAUGAUCGGUCUGGCCCAAGGCUGUCUGGACGCGACCAUCCCUUACCUGCUCGAGCGCAAACAGUUCGGUUCCGAUCUGUACUCGUUCCAGAGCAUGCAGCAUCAGAUCGCAACGAUCGCAACGGAAAUUGAAGCAGCCCGGCUGCUGACGUACAAUGCGGCCCGUCUGCAGGAAGCGGGUGCACCUUUCCUGAAGCAGGCGGCGAUGGCCAAAUUCUACGCAUCGGAGGUAGCCCAACGUACCACGGUCAAGUGUAUCGAUUGGAUGGGUGGCGUCGGCUUUACGAAGGACUUCCCGCAGGAGAAGUAUUAUCGUGACUGCAAGAUCGGUGCCAUCUACGAGGGUACGACCAACAUGCAGCUCAGCACGAUCGCCAAGGUCAUGAAGAAGGAGUAUCAAUCGUAAAAA